Amphiprion ocellaris (clown anemonefish) is the source of this 5195-nucleotide messenger RNA. RefSeq names its product DENN/MADD domain containing 1A (gene dennd1a). NCBI's taxonomy places the organism in Eukaryota, Metazoa, Chordata, Actinopteri, Pomacentridae. The record is from RefSeq and is a predicted model, not a curated record. Gene Ontology annotation, molecular function: guanyl-nucleotide exchange factor activity; phosphatidylinositol phosphate binding. The transcript is spliced from 23 exons. Gene Ontology annotation, cellular component: cytosol; clathrin-coated vesicle. Gene Ontology annotation, biological process: endocytic recycling; endocytosis. The coding region runs from base 115 to 3147 and encodes 1010 amino acids.
CGUACCAUGGCGUUCUACAUCUCUGUGUGACAGGCAGGUUAGCAUCAGGAAAAACACCUCAGGACUGACGCGUCUGCGCACUGUAUUCUGUUGUCAGCCGCAGCGAGGUGACAGAUGAGGAUGGGGUCCCGAAUCAAGGAGAGCCCUGAGUCCACAUUUGAGGUGUUUGUGGAGGUAUCCCAUCCAGGCACACACAGCUCUGGGCCGGAGGUGCGAAGGCAGUUCCCUGAAGACUACACAGAUCAGGAAACUCUUCAGACUUUGCCCAAGUUCUGCUUCCCUUUCAACAUGGACAGCUUGACAGUCAGCCAGGUCAGCCAGAACUUCACAUUUGUGCUGACUGACAUUGAGAGCAAGCAAAGAUUUGGCUUCUGUCGUCUUUCUACAGGUGCACACACCAGGUGCUACUGCAUUCUCAGUUACCUGCCCUGGUUUGAAGUCUUCUACAAGUUACUGAAUGUCCUUGCAGAUUAUACUGUCAAAGGCCAGGAAAGCAAAUGGCAGGAGCUCUUGGUGUCACUACAUUCCCUUACCAUCCGUGAGCCUGGCGUCCCCCUUCAUCUUGGUGUGCAUUCUUUCUUCACUGUGCCUGACACAAGGGAACUCCCUAGCAUACCUGAGAAUAGAAACCUAACAGAGUACUUUGUAGCAGUAGAUGUGAAUAACAUGCUUCAUCUGUACGCUAGUAUGCUUUAUGAACGUCGAAUCCUCAUCUGCUGUAGCAAACUAAGCACUUUGACUGCUUGUGUCCAUGGGUCUGCAGCCAUGUUAUAUCCAAUGCACUGGCAGCAUGUUUACAUUCCUGUCCUGCCUCAGCAUCUACUAGACUACUGCUGUGCCCCAAUGCCCUACCUCAUCGGAGUACAUUCCAGUCUGAUGGAGAAAGUUCGAGGGAUGGCUCUGGAUGAUGUGGUGGUCCUGAAUAUUGACACAAAUACACUGGAAACCCCCUAUGAUGACCUCCAAAGCCUGCCCAAUGAUGUGGUUUCUUCUUUAAAAAGUCGUUUGAAGAAGGUUUCAACGACAACGGGGGAUGGUGUGGCUAGAGCUUUCCUCAAGAGUCAGGCGACUCUGUUUGGCAGCUACCGGAAUGCCCUGCAGUUUGAUUCGGGAGAACCUAUAACAUUUAAUGAAGAAACCUUUAUCAACCAUCGUUCCAGUGCCAUGAAACAGUUCCUUCAAAAUGCAAUUCAGCUGCAGCUCUUCAAACAGUUCAUUGACGGUCGCUUGGACCUGCUAAACUCGGGAGAGGGUUUCAGUGACAUCUUUGAGGAGGAGAUCAACAUGGGUGAAUAUGCAGUCAGUGACAAGACCUACCACCAGUGGCUGUUCACUGUGAAGAAAGGAGGCGGAGCUAUCUUCAACACAGUGAAGACCAAGGCAAACCCAGCAAUGAAGACGGUUUAUAAGCUUGCCAAGGACCAUGCAAAAAUGCGUAUCAAGGAAGUCAGAAGCCGGUUGAAGCAAAAGGAGCAGGCCGAGAAUGGUUUCUCCACUGGAGGGUCAGAGGUCAUCGAUGACGGCACAGCAGGAUUUAGCUCCUCAACUGAUGCAGUCAGAGGGGAGGGAUCGCUGCAAACCUGGGAUAACGAAAGGCCAGCCACUGUGCAUUUUGGACAUGUUUGCGGGAAUGAGACUCGUCCACCAAUGCUUUUGAAGCGACCAAGCAGCAAUGCAAGUCUGGAAAGCAGCAUUGACCACUGUGUCCGUCCUACUCGUCACUACACAGUCUUUCUGUCUGAGGAUUCGUCUGGAGACGAGUUCCAAUACGACGAUGACUCCAUCGCUGGGUUUCCUGACAGCUUUCUCUUCUCCGUCCCUUUUGAGUGGUCACCUCUGCCUCAGCCGUAUCGCUCCCUGAAGGAGGUUGAGUUGAUAGAAGGGGAUGAUCCAGGUUUUGGGGCAGAAAGCCACACAGCUCCUCCCAGCCCAGUUAAUGAGAAGUUCUCCAGUGUCAACCUAUUGGGCGACAUUUUUGGGUGCCAGGACGAGCCUGACAGUCAGCCAAUUACCUUGGCUAAAAGUCUCGAAGACCUGAGGACUCCUAAAGAUGAGCUACAUGCCAAGUUCACCUACCAGCGGAUGGAUCUAAGUGUCAGUGAAAACUCGCAAAUGCUUCCAGGCCUCAAGCUUUCCAACCCUUACAACAAGACUUGGAGUAGAGGGAAGGAUGAAACAGCUUUGCCUGUUGGUAUGCCUCCUACCUGUGAUAUACCUCUACCUAUCCAACUUCUUGUGCAGACAGAAGCCCACUCCCCUGGCCGGGAAAGCUCCAGUACAGGCACUGACCCUUUGGACCCUUCCACCGCUGGUAAUAUCACCAUUCCUCGUCCCCAUGGGAGGAAAACACCGGAGCUUGGGACUGUCCUAGCACCCCCCAUUGCCCAGUUGCGCUCUAAAACAGCUGUAGCCGGUGAGGGAAGGACUACAUCAGGGGGAAAAGAGUUUCGACAAGCUCUGGGCAUGACCACAGAUGGAGACCUGCUGAGACCCACAAAGGUUUCUGAGGACAGUAUAGAUCUGAUAAGCCUGCUAGACCCUCUUAAAACCUCGGCACAGCCCAGCUCUGCUGCAUUAACUGAUGAGGUCAAUAUCAGUGUCUCAUCAUCUAGCAAAGAAACACUUCCGCCAACAUCCCACCCACAGAACCUGCCUCCUUUCCCACUGCAUCCUCACAUAUCGCUGAAUCCUUUCGCCCAGGCUGUGCAGCACACCUCCCCUCAAAUGCAUUACUCACCAACUGUAAGUGCAAAUCCCUUCAGUGCAGUGUACAGGCCUCCACCAUGCUCUUACUUAAAUACUCCACCCAAGCCACACACCUUUCCUACACCAACGGGGCUCUACAGACAACAUUCACCAGGCAGCUCCACUCUGCCACCCUAUUAUGGACUGCUUCAGUCCACCUUCCCCUCCUCAGUCAACCCCCUACGUCAUUCCUCUGCCAGCAACCACGCAAUUUCCAGCCUGGGCGACUCCACAUCUGUCCCCACUACAGCCAUGAACAUACUGGAAAAGCCACUUCAGACUGAGGACGACAGUGAGAAGAUUCGGGAUCCUUUUGGGGACCUGCUGACUAUGGCCAACCCUGCUACACCCCCAAAAAAGAAGGUGGAGGACCUUAGGAGAAAGUGGGAAACAUUUGACUGAAACUGUCAAUGUGCACAGAGGUACCCUUCUCUGUCAUCACCCAAACUUCUCUCACUACUCUGUCAGGACCUUCUACUGCUUUUGAUGGUGCAUUAGCUCUGAUACAGUCUACCUUGCCCACGCACAACUGAAAAAAAAAUAAAUAACAGCUUAAAUUGAGAUUGAAGACAUGCCUGUAUCCUAAAAUGAGGAACAAUUUUAUUUUGUUUGCAUUCUAUAACCAGGCUGACAAUGAUUCUUAUGUUGUUGAAGUCAGAACAUUCUGAUUAUGACAUUAACUAGCUACCUAAAAUUAACUCGCAAAAAGUAAUUAACUUAUAUUAACAAUUCAUAAUUAAGUGCACAUUAUUUCCUCUACAAGCUAACAUCUGAUACUUUCAGACAGUAAGCAGCUGUCACCCUUGGUGUUUCCUGUGUCAACAUGACAACUGUAGAAGCUAGCAGAGACGAGGAAGGGAGAGUGUCUCUCUACCUGAGCACCCGAGGAGCUCAUUUGAGCUGGAUUUAAAUUUCCUGAAGCCAACCUGUUAAGGAAAUAAGAGAUAAUAUUUGAAAAGUUGUACAUUUUAUUAUUGUAAUAGAUGAUGUAGAGGCAGACUUCUUAGCCAACCAGCACAGACCAUCACAAGGCCAGCAUAGACCAUGUACGCUCACACUCACACCUACGGCCAAUUUAGAAUUGCCAAACAGUAUGUUUUUGGAUGGCAGAAGGAAUCUCGGGCACCUGCUGGAAACCCCUGCAGACACAUUCUGUAAUUAUCUUGAAAUUCAGUUUGUGUACCCAUGCAAAAGGGAUUGACAGGAAAAUAUGCUUGAAACAACAAACAGCAUAUAAUUAUAAGUACAGUUUUUCAGUGUCACGUGACAUUAGUGCAGCAUAAUGAUUUUCUCAGCCCACACAUUUCUUUGACUGUGCUCCAGAUGGACCAGUGUUUUGCAUGUAGAGUCCAGUUGUGCAAAUGCAUUAGGGGUGAUGUGUAUUAACUGCCUCAGAAGGUCCUGAUCCAGUAGGUAGGAAUGCCCCAUCAGCUCUGCUCCUGACCAGUGACAAAUAGGAGUGUGUGUCUGGUGAACAGAUAGAAGGUGUAGGCUGCCUCCUUAGUCAACAGCACUUGAACUCAUCUAGAUCUGCCCUAGGAUUGUCGGAAUUAGGAUAUAUUGUGUUUUUCUGCCAUUCUUCCAUGGAAAUGGAGUGCCAACAGUUCCCAAGCUCAUUGCCACUCACUAAAAUAUUUGCUGACAUAUUUUUUUGCACCGCUCCCUCACAUGUCAUCUGUCUUUAGUGGCACCACACACAGUGUAUCCUGCAAGAGGAUAUAUGCCAUGCUCACAACAGCAUGUCGUAAUGAUGUCAACAAUUAGCUUGUAUUGUUAUUAGUAGCUAGUCUGCUAUAGUUGAUUGACAUCUUAAUGGCAUCAUGGAUCUGUAGCUACAAAUUCUGGUGCACCUCAGUCAUGCAUUUGGAUAACUGAGUUCAUCUAUUGAUGUUUCUGGUAGCUUUAUGCAGAGUGAUGAUUGUAAACAUUUCUGUCAAAGUACGUAUAUGGAGACUUUGGGACACUUAUUGAAAACUCAAUGAACUUUUGUCCAAUUUUUCUGCUCAUAUGCUCAUUAUUUCCUUCAGUUUUUUGCCUUCGUCAAGUAUUACUUUGUGCUUGAUGACAGUUAUUUUGUAAUGAGUCUUCUUACAAAUUAUGUCAGUUGUGCAUAGUGAACAAAAAUAAUGGUUUCUCACAGUUUUGCCAACCAGUUACUAAUUCAGCUGUUGUGAUUCCUCAACCAUCAGAAACUGUGUAGGUGUCCAUGCUGGCCCAUACCACUUUCCGGGUGAUCUUGGGGCGUCCAUAUGUUGUGAAUGCCAAAAAAUCCUAACUGCUUUAAAGUGCUGUAUAGAUCUAGUUGCUGCUGUUGUGCGUGUACAGAUGACACUAUGCUUGUUCUCUGAAUGAUUAAAGUAUGGUGACAAGUAUCCUACUGCACCUGCUUAAAAUGUAGUAGAAAUAUCUGAACAUAUCAGCUUAACUUAAUUAAAAGUACCCUGACUCUG